AAAUUGACCUUAAUAUGAGCAGCAGACAUAAUAGAAUAAAACAAAUCUACACUCCCUUACCUCUUCUUCGUAUUCGUACAAAGCUAGCCAAAAGUUAUAAAAGUUUCUUGCCUAUUACUUAUAAAUUAUCAGCAAACAAAUUAAAUGAAUUUUUAAAUUUAAGCAAUUCAGAAAAAUCAAGUGAACAUUCAAAUGAUUUAAGCAAUUUAGAACGAUACUCAAAUGAAUCAAAUGAAUUAGAUAUAGAUUGGGAGAAUAAUCAGGAAGAGCAAUUACUUGACAAUAUAGAUUGGAAGAAUAAUAAGACAGAAUAUUUACAUGAUUAUAUAACUUUGGACAAUUUGGAGGAUUAUGAAAAAUAUUUACAAGAUAAUGAUAAUGAUUUGAUGAAUUCAGAUAAUAAUACAAAGCAGAAUACCCAAAAAUACAAACUAUUUAAGAGCCAAUCACAAUCUUUUGAAGAAUUUAAUAGAAAAUACACAGCCUAUGAAGACCUUGUCAAAAUUCUUAAACAUUCAGAUUUUCAGCCUGAACAUGUUAUUGCAAAUAUAAGAUCUUCAACCAAAUCUGCAUAUUCAAUAAUGCUAGUAGAUUAUAUUGAAUAUAUUCUUAAUAAUCUAACAAUUGUGCCUAAUUUAUACUUUGGCCCUGGUAUUGUAUGUGAUGAAAAAU
Messenger RNA from Racocetra persica, 672 nucleotides. NCBI's taxonomy places the organism in Eukaryota, Fungi, Glomeromycota, Glomeromycetes, Diversisporales, Gigasporaceae. The record is from the annotation of a GenBank genome assembly.